AUGAACUUGACGUUCCAAAUUCCGCCUCCGUACAAGCAGCUCGCGCUUCGACUGUCGAACCUCACUCGCUGUUACCGUAGCCCGCGCAGCACGAUCAAGGGCAAUUUCAGCUUACAGUUGGGCAUCGACAGCCCUAUUCACUGUCGCGUUUACAUCGUCCUGGGCAACCAGGACGCCAGCGCUACCAGAGCGAAGGCCUGCCGCCGCUUGUGA
Molecule: messenger RNA, 213 nt
Organism: Peronospora matthiolae
Lineage: Eukaryota; Oomycota; Peronosporomycetes; Peronosporales; Peronosporaceae
Source: the annotation of a GenBank genome assembly